AUGGCGGCGCUCGUCGGUACCUCUCCAUGCCCCACGGUGCUCUACGUCAUCUCACCCGCGGGCAAGCCCGUCUGGUGCAGCGACACCUCCGUAAGCGAGGACGCGCUGUCGCCGACCUGCGGCGUGCUCACGGCCGUCGUCGCCCUCGCCGAGGACUGCGGCGACGAGGUCGUGGGCCUCGUCGCCGGCCGGUCGCGGGUCGCCCUCGUGCGGCGCGGCGAGCUGCUGCUCGUCGCCGUCGGCGCCGUCGAGGAGUGCGACGCCGCGCUGAGAAGCUACGUCGCCUACGCGCACGACGCCAUCUGCAUGGUUUUAACCGUCGGCGUGCACGCCGUGCUGAAAAAGAGCCCGAACCGCGACGUCCGCGAGCUCCUGGGGUCGUCGACGGCGACGAUUUUGGAGGGCCUCGCGGGCCGCGUCGACCGCCGCGGCGGCCUCGGGCCGCUGUCGCUGCUCAUUGGGGGGCCGCCGGCGCUCGCCUUGGAUCCCCAGGUCCGCGGCGCCGCGGGCCACGUGCUCGUCUCCGCGCAGAAGGCCGCCGCGGAGCGCUGCCCGUCGGCGCUCUACGGGAUCCUCUUCUGCGGCGGGCGGCUCGUCGCGGCCGCGCAGCCCAAGUGCCGCGGCGGCGACGCGUCGCGGCGGCUCCGGAGCGUCGACGUCUUGCUGCUCUUGAACUUUGUCGAGUCGCAGAAGAAGGCGCUGCUCGAGAGCGAGUCCUGGACGCCCGUGUGCCUGCCCCGCUUCAACGACCGCGGCUUCCUCCACGCCUACGUCGCCUACGUCGACGGCGACUCGGGCCUCUGCCUCGCGUUGCUCGCGGGCGACAACGCGCCCGAGACCUUCGAGACGUUCCGCGGCGCGCGGCGCGCCAUCGAGAGCGCGCUGCGCCGCGACGGCGUCCUCGCGGCGGCCGCGCGCGCCGCCGCGCAGCCGGCCGACGCCAGGCUCGCGGACCUGCUCCCGGCGGACUGCCUCCACUGCGCGGUCGCGUGCCGCGAGACGGGCGCGGACCCCCCGGGGGCGUACCUCGAGGACCCGGGGCCCCGGCCGCCGAAGCAGGCGCUAGCGCAGUGCGCGGCGACGCAGCCCUUCGAGCCCGAGCGCACGUGGCGCGAGUACGAGCGCCUCGCGGCGCGCUGCGCGCCGCCGGCGCCGGCCGGCGGCGCCGCGGACGCCGCGCCGCGGCACGCGGGCGCGCUGGCCCUCGCGACGCGCCGCGGCCUCACCUACGUCGCGCUGCCGGGCCCGCGGCUCGUCGUCUACGCGACCUUCGCCGCGCACGCGCCCGUCCGCGCCGUCGGCGACCGCGUCGCCGCGCUCGCGCGCGGCCUCGAGCGCGCGUCCGCGCGCCUCUUCGCGGAGCCGCGGCCCGACGCCAAGCACACCAUGGACGACGACGAGAGCUGGACGUCCGUGUCGUCGCAAAACGACGCGGCCCAGGAGGACCGCCCGGAGCGGGACAUGCCCGAGGAGCUCGUGCGCGCGCCCGCCGAAGAAGCCUGGCUCUUCCAGACCGACGACCUCGUGGACGUGCGGCGCACCUUCGCGCGCGUCUGCGACGGCGCGCGCGCGGAGGUCGCGGAGGCACGCGUCGACGCCGGCGAGCAGCCCGCGGCGGCCGCCGCCGACCCCUCGCCGCCCGCCGCCGACGCCCGCGCCGCGGCGGCCGCCGCCGACCGCUCGCCGCCCGCGGCCGACGCCCGCGCCGCGGCGGCCGCCGGCGAGCGCGAGCUGCCCGCGGCCAGCUACGACACGCACAGGCGGGGCAAGCGCGCCGACGGCCACUCGCUGCGGCGGCGGUACGCCGACAACCUCGAGCCCGUCGAGGAGAUCGAGACCGCGCGGCGGCCGGCCGUCGGGGACGCGUACCCGUACAGCUCGGGGCCGCUCACCGUCGCGACGACGCCCCUCGACGCGCUGCUCCCGGAGCUGCUCGGCACGAAGUGGAGCCGGGGCCACGGCACGGCGGCGCUCGCCAAGGGCCGCCGCUGGGACGACGCGCGCGAGCUCCUCGACGCGCUCGUCCGCGACGGCAGGGCGAGCGCGGACCGCGGCGUCGUCGUCCGCGAGCGCGGCGUCUACGGCCUCCAGGCCCACGUCGCGACGCGCUACAAGGUUUUAGCCGCGGGCACGGCCGUCUUCGCGGCGGGCGGCGGCGCGCGCGCGCGCGCCGCCGCGAAGCGCGAGGCGCGGGUCCGGACCGUGUUCCGGGAGACGCGCGACGGCGGCGUCGAGGCGCUCUACGCGCUCCCGCGGUCCGGCGAGCCGCCGGCGGCGCUCGUCGAGGCCCAGGGGCCGGACAAGCGCGGCCGCGUGCCGUCGGCGCUCGAGGCGCGGCUCCGCGAGCCGAACGCGGGCCGCCGGGGGGGGCGGAGCGCGAAGAAGCGGCGGCCCGCGCGCGCCUGGGCGCCCGGCGCGCACAUCGUGUGCGGCGCCGGGGACUGCGUCCGCGCGUCGCGCCGCGCCGUCGCCGUCGGCGCGUUCGUCGACGCGUUCGUCGACGUCGAUUUCGCGCGCGACGUCUUCGUGACGCACGUGUCCUUCGGGGGCCGGUGCCACGACACCUACGCGUGGCGGGACGGCGACGGCGUCGCGCACGGGGACGUCCAGGUCGCCGUCGAGGGCACGGCGUCCGCGCCGCCGCGCGUCGCCGUCGAGGCGCGCGUCGGCAACAGGGCAGCAAAAGAGAGCGAAAUUCCCAACUCCAAAGGCUCAUAUCUCGGCCGUUUUCCACUCGUCGGCAAGGGCUGGCUCGACCUCGGCGACUUCCGGGGGCCCGAGACGUGCUUCGAGGAGGCCGCGGCGGCCCUCGGGAACGCGCCCGGCGCGUCCGCGGACGGGCCGUGGCUCGGCGUCCGGUGCCGCGCGCUCCGCUUCCGCGCCGGCGGCGCGCCGCUCAAGGUCGCCGCCUACGGCGUCGAGACGCUCGAGCGCCGCGCGCGGCGGCCGCGCCGCGGCGCCGCGCGCGGCGGCGGCGACGACGGCGACGACGACGGCGGCGUCGAGUACGUCCUCCGCGCGCCCCUCGCCGACGACGACGGCCGGGGCCGCGGCCGCCUGCUCCAGCGGUGGGCCAUCUCCCACCGGGAGCGGCGCUACUCGCGGGAGUGGGCCUUCGGCGACAAGCGGGGAGCGGGCGCGGGAGCUCUAGGCGCGGACAUGGCGAGCUACGAGCCCAUCGGCGGGGACGCGCCGCGCCGGCGCCGCCGGCGCCGGGCCGCGCUCGCGCUCGGCGGCGCGUCCCUGGCGCUCUGCGGCUGGGCGGCCUCCGCGGGCCCCCGCGGCGGCGCGCCGGCGCUCGCCGCGACGGCCACCGCCGAGCGCGCCUUCGUCGUCUUCGGGGACCGCGUCGUCCUGCCGGCCGUCGGCGCCGCCGGCGGCGGCACGCGCCUCGCGGCGACGAACGGCUACGUCGCCCGCGACGGCAAGGUCAUCGGCGGAGACUACUCUUGGGCGACGGGCGCGGUGCUCGACGUCCGGCGCGAGGCGACGUUCAGCCUCGUCGACGCGGCGACGUCGACGCCGGCCUUCGGCGCCUGGACCUUCGAUCACCGCCGGGAGGACGAGGCCGCGUGGGGCGGCGCCUGGGCCGGGUCCGCUCAGACGUUCGACGCGCCGGGGGACUACGUCGUCCGCGCGACGUCCGCCGACGGGGCCACAACAAUAUCGGGCCGCGUCCACGCGCGCUACGUGCGCCGCGAGGUCCGGGACCUGCUCGACGACGACCGCCAACGCUUCUUCGCGGCGCUGCGGACGACGUACCGCGUGCCGACGGCCGAGGGCCGGCGGCGGUUCGGCGACGACAAGUACAAGGACGCGACGUUCUUCGUGCGCGAGCACCUCGAGAGCGCCGGGGGCAAGUGCGACCACUUCCACGACGGUCUGGGUUUCUUGAACUCGCACGCGGCCACCGGCGCGGAGUUCGAGCAGGCGCUGCAAGCGGUCGACGCGCGCGUGUCGCUGCCCUACUGGGACUACACGCGCGACUCCGCGGCGGUGGCCGUCAACGGCAGCCUCGACGCCUGGUACGACGCCGCCCUCUUCUCGCCGGACGCGUUCGGGUCCGCGCGGCCGGCGGACUCGAAGCAGCACGUCUUAGACGACGGGAGCUUCUGGGCCUCGCUCCCCGUGCCCCGCGACCGCGACCGCAACGAGAGCGCCGUCGUCAACGCCUACGGCUACCUCCGGCCCAUGUGGAACCCGCUGAAGACGCCGUUCCUCACGCGGUGCUCGUCGACGCUGGGGUUCCGCACGGACCGGUACCCGACGUGCGGCGACGUGCGCGGCGGCCUGCGCCGCGACACCUGGGACGACUUCGGGAACGUCAUCAUGUACGAGCCCCACGGCACGGUGCACAACAUGGUCGGCGGCACCUGGGCCGGGUCCGUCGCGCGCGGCGACCUGGCCGCGUUCGUCGCCAACGGAACAUUAGACACGUACGACCUCUUCCAGUUCGUCAACCCCAAGGGCCCCUGGCAGCACGGCGUCCUCGUCUGCCCGAGCUUCUGCAGCGACGACACGGACCAGGCGACGUGCAGCUGCCACUGCCCGAAGCGCGAGGGCUCGUCGGACUACGAGGUCCUCGAGGCGUCGGGGUUGCUCGACCGCUGGGCGGACCACUUCGCGCGGCGGUCGCGGAACCGGAACUUCGUGGCCCGCGCGCCCGGGGCCGGGCCCUACGUGGGCGGCGCGCGGCGCGUCCGCGUCGCCGUGGAGGACGAGGACGCGUUCCUCGCGGCGGCCGUCGCGACGAUGUGCACUCCCGGUUUCUCCGGCGGCGUCAUGGACUCGGCGGCGAACGUCGACCCCCUCUUCUGGUCCAUCCACGCCGCCGUCGAGCGCCUCUGGCAGUGGAAGCGCCUGAGCCCGGCGCCCUAUGUGUAUCGGUGGCUGCCGGGCUCCGCGGCGUCGAACCCGCACUGCCGCGAGCUCGAGAACGGCCACGACGCCAACAACACGCGCCAGUGGAAGAAUCUGUUCGACGCCGACGACGUCUACUACACGAACCACGAGCUCUACGAGAAGCUCGCGCCGACGAACGGCGCGCUGCCCUACGUCUUCGACGGCUUCGACUGGCCCCACUGCGUCGACGUCGAGGCCACGGACUUGAGGCCGUCGGCGAACUCGAAGCGGCCCGUCGCCUUGUUGAACGUCGCCGUCGCCGCGUACGCGUCGUUCGGGUCGGCGUCGGCGGCCGCCGCGGCCGCGGACGCGUCGAUGAAGCCGCAGGCCGGCGGGUCCCAGGUCGUCUCCUGGGUCUUCGUGUUGAAGAAGAAGGGCACGCCGGACGUCGGGUCGCUGUGCUUGACCCACGCCGUGUCGCCGGCGCUCUGGGGCGUCUCCGUCUUGCGCUUCUUCGCGAGGAAGGCCUCGUGGCUCGGGUUCGACGACGCGGGCGCGGCGCCGCUCGCGCCGGGCCGCUCCCAGGACGUCGCGCCGCUGCCGGCGUUCCAGCAGCUCAUUCGGCACAUCGCCAUGCUGGAGACGCUGCUGUCGCCGGACAACGCGACGCGCGCCGCCGGGGAGGCCCAGAUCGCAGCCUUGAAAACCGCCACACCGAUACCGCUCGUGCGGGCCCUUCUCGUCCUCUGCGGCGACUGGUGCGCCGGCGGCGACGGGUCGUCGAGCGUCGGCGCGGCGCCGUGCAUCCGGUCGCUGGCCGCCGUGCUCCUGCGGCGCCACCUCCUCGAGGCCUGGGGCGACCUCGACGACGCGACGCGAUCCGCCGUGCGAUUGACGCUCGUCGCGUCGCUCGCCGCGCCGGGCCCGCCGGGCGAGCCCGAGCUCGCCAAGCUCCUGGGCGACUGCGUCGGCGCCCUCGCGCAGCACGUCGGCGGCGACGAGGGCGCCGCGGCGGCCUGGCCCGAGCUCCCGCCCGCGCUCCUCGCCGCCGCCGCGUCGCAGAACCCGAGCGCCGCCGCGCUCGAGGCGCUCGCGUGCCUCGCGGACGACGUCGCGGGGCGCGACGACGCCUUCGCGGGCGCCUGCGCGUCGGCGCUCGCGGCGUCGUCCCUCGCCGCGGCCGACGGCGACGCGCGGCGCCGGCGCGCCAAGGCGCUCGGCGCGGUCCUCGGAAGCGUCGGCGAGGCGGCCUACGAGGGCGAGCCAGCGGCCGUCGGCGGCCGGGGCACCGUCGAGGCCUACGUCGAGUGCGCCCUCUUCCGGCCGGCCCGCGACGCCGCGGGCGGCGGCGGCAAGGCCGCGGACCGGUGCCUCCGCGACGGCCUCGAGCAGAUGGUCGAGCUCGCGGACGCGGCGCCCAAGGCGUUCCGCGACGUCGCGGCGCCGGUGCUCUCCGGCUGCCUCGACGUCGCGGCGACCCCGGGCUUCGGCGGCGGCGCGCGGUCGCUGGCCGUCGAGCUCGCGUGCUCGUUGUGCGAGCGCGCGCCCGCGACGGCCCGGCGCUGCGCCGCGGGCGGCGCGAAGUGGCCCGCCAAGGCCGUCGACGCCUGCUUCGAAAUGCUCGCCGAGGACGAGCCCCGCGACGACCCCGCGGCCUGGGAACACGCGCCGGGCCCGCCGCCGGAGCUCGACGCCGCGUCGGGCCGCGAGCUCGGCGCGGAGUUUUUAGACCGCCUCGCGCGGAGCCUGCGGCCCAAGGCCGUGCUCCCGCGCGCGCUCGGCAACGCGGCGCGCGCGCUCGCGGCGGCGGCGGCGGACCUGAACCAGUGGCGCGGCGCGCGCGCGGCCUGCUUCGCGCUCACGCAGGUCGCGGAAUCCGUCAACGACCUCGAAAGUUUAAAAAAGACGGACGACGUGCCGCUGCUCUGCGGCGCCGCGGAGCCCCGGAGGAAGCUCAACGGCAAGCGGCGCCGGCGCGACUGGGUCGACGCGCUCCUGCCCUUCGCGACGCAAUACCCCGUGGCCUGCGUGCGCUGCGCGGCGCUCGACGCGCUCGCCCAGUCCUGCGAGGACCUCGGGCCGCUCCUCCAGCUCGAGACGCACGCCGUCGUCGUCCCCGCGCUCUGCGAGAGCAUCCGCGGCGACGGGAGCCACCGCGCGCGCGCGGCCGCGUGCCGCUGCGCGCUGCUCUUCCUCGACGCGGCGCCCUACGGCGCCGUCGGCCCCCACCUCCCGCUCCUCGCGGAGACGCUCGCGGCGGCCGUCGCGCCCGCGAGCCCGCCCCACGUCCGCGAGCACGCCGUCGCGGCCGUCGCGGCGCUCGCCGAGGCGGCGUCGUACCAGAGCGACGGCUCGACGAAGGUCGGCCUCUACGGCCUCUUCGGCCCGCUGCUCAGCCCCCUCGCCGCGGGCUCCGAGUCGCUCGCGGGCGACGCGGCCGCGACGGCGGCCGUGCGCGCGCGCGCGCUCGAGACCGUCGCCUUGCUCGGCGAGGCCGCGGGCCGCGACGUCUUCGGCGACGACGCCGUCGCGCUCCUCCGCGUCGUCAUCCGCGACUACUUCGGGCCGGACACGCGGCCCGAGGACGACGCGGAGCGCACGGGCGCGCUCAAGUCCGUCGUCCGCGUCGCCAAGUGCCUGGGGGCGUCCUUCGCGCCGUUUUUAGAAGACGUGCUGCCCUACGCGCUCGAGGCGGCCGAGGGCCAGCAGGUGCUCGCGGGCGUCGCGGGCGACGACGACGACUCGGACGCCGACGAGAACGACGAGUUCGUGGUGCGGACGGAGGCGCUCGAGGCCCAGGCGAACGGCUGCCAGAGCGUCCUCUUGCUCGCGGACGCGCUCGGCGGCCACUUCGCGGGCGCGGUCGAAAAGUGCUUCCUGACGCUCGCGCCCCUCGUGAGCCACGCGAUCGCCGACGACGUCCGGUCCUACGCGGCGGCGGCGUUGCCGGCGCUCGUCGACUGCGCGCGCCUGGGCGACGGCGCGAACGCGGCCGCGGCGCUCCUCUUCGCGCUCGAGGCGCUCCUCGCCGCCGUCGCCGAGGAGGAGGAUUUAGAACCCCUGCUGACGGCCCUCCAGGCGACGAAGGCGACGAUCGAGGCGGGCUGCCGCGACGACGGAGAAGCAGGGACAGAGGCGCCGCGGCCCGCGACGGCGGCGCGCUGCCGGCCGCUGCUCCUCGGCACGCGCCUCGCGCCGGACAAGGUCCUCGACGCGCUCCACGGCUGCCUCGCCGCGUCGCUCCAGCGGCGCGCCGUGCGCCGCGCGGAGGCAACGAUGGACGAGGACUACGACGACGACGCGCGCGAGGCGCACGAGGAGGCCGCCGCGCUCGACGGCAUGGUCGUCUACAACGUCGCCGAGGCGCUGGGCGCCGUGCUGCGGACCCACGGCGCGUCGGCCUUCGACGCGCUGAAGGGCGCGUGGCUGCCGCGCCUCGCGGACAUGGCCGACGAGCGCUGCGUCGAGCACGACCGGAGGGUCGCGGCGUUCGUGCUCUGCGACGUCGUCGAGUUCGGCCCUUUGGCGCCGCCGGGCCUCGACGACGCGACGCGCGCGCGGGUCCUGGGCGAGGCGGCGGCGCUCGUGCCCGCGCUGCUGCGCCUCGCGGCCGAGGGGUCGCCCGCGCGGCGGCAGGCGGCGAUCUACGGCGUCGGCGCGGCGGCGUCGUCGCUCGGGCCGAGCGGCCACUUUUCGCCCCACGCGCCGGCCGCGCUCGCGUCCAUCGCGGCCGCCAUGGCGCUGCGGCCCAGCGACGCGGCGCUCGCGGCCGGCGGCGCGAGCGACGACGACGACGACGGCGACGACGACGGCCCGGACGCGGCGGCCGACGAGAUGGUCGCGGACAACGCGGCCGCGGCGCUCCUCAAGGUGCUGCGCGCGGCGCCCGGCGGCGGCGGCGGCCAGGCGCGCGCCUGGGUGUCCUACCUGCCCCUCCGCGCGGACCCCGAGGAGGCCGCGUCGUGCCUCGACGCGCUCUGCGCGGACCUCGUCCAGCCCGGGCUCCUCGGCGCCGUGCCGCUCGCGGACAAGGUCGCGUGCGUCGCGCGCUGCGCCGCGGCGCUCCGCGAGAACGCCGAGGGCACGACGGCGCGCGUCGGCUCGGCGCAGAAGUCCGGCGCGAGCCGCGGCCGCGGCCGCGCCGACGACGGCGGCCAGCGCGCCGCGCUCCUCCGGCUCAAAGCGGGCCUCCUCGCCGUCCAGGCCGCGCACCGGCCCGAGGACCUCAUGGCCGCCUGGCAGACGCUCCCCCACGACGCCCAGGCCGUCGUCAGCGCCCUCGCCGCCCUGCAAUAA
Molecule: messenger RNA, 9138 nt
Organism: Aureococcus anophagefferens
Lineage: Eukaryota; Pelagophyceae; Pelagomonadales; Pelagomonadaceae
Exons: 10
Coding region: 1-9138 (3045 amino acids)
Biological process (GO): protein targeting to vacuole; vesicle-mediated transport
Molecular function (GO): small GTPase binding; oxidoreductase activity
Source: RefSeq, a predicted model, not a curated record